CAUGUACUACAUUUCCCAGAAGGCUUCGCGGGCGCUUCCGGGCACGUGGGUUUUGUAUAAAAAGGCGAACACGUGAGCUUGUUGGUCUACGUUCAUCGUGAAGGUUGAAGUGUUUUGCUAACCGGCCCCUCUACACGCCCUGAAGAUGUCGACCGUGUCCGCAGCCAGCCUGGAGUCUGCUCAUGUGGCCGAGAGCACCGAGCAGAAGAAGCCACUGAAGCCAUGCUGCGCUUGUCCAGACACCAAGAAAGUCAGAGAUGCGUGCAUCAUUGAAAAGGGCGAGGAACACUGCUCCGACCUCAUUGACGCGCACAAAGAUUGCAUGAGGGCGCUGGGAUUCAAGAUUUAACCACUCCCCUCUUGCGCGUGUGUGUGUUGCUGUGCGAGUGGCGGACAACCCUGGCUAUUCCUUUCAUCUUCCUCCCCCCCUCCCCUCUUAUUUAUAUCUUGACGAGAAGGGAAUUGUUGAAAUGAGGCACUAAAGCUGUGAGGGUUUGACCUUUUGUGUGGAAAUGUUUUUUAAGUCUCCAAAAAUCUGUUAAUAUCUGAUAAAUGUCUAAUUGAAUAAAGGUUCUAUGCAAGAA
Messenger RNA from Scophthalmus maximus (turbot), 584 nucleotides. Its product is annotated as cytochrome c oxidase copper chaperone. Bases 146 to 349 code for a protein of 67 amino acids. The record is from RefSeq and is a predicted model, not a curated record. The transcript has 4 exons. Gene Ontology annotation, molecular function: copper ion binding; copper chaperone activity. Gene Ontology annotation, biological process: mitochondrial respiratory chain complex IV assembly. Gene Ontology annotation, cellular component: mitochondrial intermembrane space. Lineage: Eukaryota; Metazoa; Chordata; Actinopteri; Pleuronectiformes; Scophthalmidae.